Messenger RNA from Aspergillus eucalypticola CBS 122712, 1140 nucleotides. RefSeq names its product F-box domain protein. The transcript has 6 exons. The coding region runs from base 1 to 1140 and encodes 379 amino acids. The record is from RefSeq and is a predicted model, not a curated record. Gene Ontology annotation, molecular function: protein binding. Lineage: Eukaryota; Fungi; Ascomycota; Eurotiomycetes; Eurotiales; Aspergillaceae.
AUGGCUUUCGAUUGCUACUGCGCAAUCUGCGGUGUUGGUUUCUGUGGCAUGCACAUCGAGGCCCCGUCUGAGACAGCCCUCGAGCGCCGCAGGCGGUGGAUCGAAAAGCGAUGCCGGGCGCUGCAGGCCGGCAAAGACUUCAGGCAGGUGUCCCACGAGGGAGAGGAAAAUGAGGAGCCCGUCCGCAGCUACGAUCCCCGCAUUGUUGGCUGGGACAAUAUCUCCUGGCUGUAUAAGGCACACUGCCUGGGUGUGAAUGAAAACGCUAAACCGGGUGCGCCAAAAGCGUUUCUCUCGGAUGAAGGAUACUAUGCCGAUAUUGGCGAGUUUGUCGUCAAGGCCAAAUCUGAUGGUUCUCGGUCGCGUUCUCAGCGCGUUUAUUCAUGCUAUGGCCAUGGCUCGGAGGAAGCGCCCGGUCCCGUCUUACCGUUCCACUGGUGCUGUUUUGAGAUCUUAACUCGCGCACUGACGGGUACGACUGACACAAAAAACGUCAAUCUGGACGUGUUGUACAAUAUCAUGACGCCGUUGUGCAACAUGUCCGGGUCCGCCCUGCAAUUGAGCUACGGAGACGACAUCCAGCGCUCGCAAGGCCGCUACUGGGAAUGUAUCCCGGGCGCAGAGUAUUGUGCCGCCCACCCGGUGGAAACACCCGGACUCGAUGAACACCUCCAAAGCAAUAUGGAGACGAACAGCGGCUUGAAAACCCCGUUCGUGGAGCUGGACCUCCGCGACCGGAAGCCUGUCAGCCCAUUCGGCAAACUGCCCCUUGAGAUCGUCUAUCAGAUCUGCAAGUUCUUGCCUAGCGAUUCGCUAAAGGCACUGACUGAAGCCUCCCUGCACAUUCACCUCGUCACCCAGGAUAAUCUAUUCUGGAAGCAAUAUAUGCAGCAGAAUAUGCCAUGGUUCUGGGAGCUUCAGGCAGCAAAGAACCAGAAGGUCCCGGCGGAUCUCAAUUAUAAGAGGAUGUACAUGUGGCUCGAAAAGAUGACUGCCCCGCGGUACGGUAUGGACGAUGUGAAGUUGAUUGGUGUCGCCAACCGGAGACGCAUCUGGGGUGUUUGCGAGGAUCUUGCGGAUCGGUACAACACGAGCCUGAAUCAGCCCACAGUUAGCGCAACGCAGUGGGAAAGUGGCUGA